Messenger RNA from Patiria miniata (bat star), 1863 nucleotides. Its product is annotated as transcription factor SKN7-like. The transcript is spliced from 3 exons. NCBI's taxonomy places the organism in Eukaryota, Metazoa, Echinodermata, Asteroidea, Valvatida, Asterinidae. The record is from RefSeq and is a predicted model, not a curated record. Gene Ontology annotation, biological process: regulation of DNA-templated transcription. Gene Ontology annotation, molecular function: sequence-specific DNA binding; DNA-binding transcription factor activity. Bases 89 to 1315 code for a protein of 408 amino acids.
AGUUUGGGUUUGAAUUUUCAGAACGUUUUGUGGCGUACACACGUACUGUGUGUUCUUGCGUUUCACUCAGAAAUUCUUAUCGACUGUCAUGAGUUGUUCUAAUUCUUCGAGCAUGGGCACUGUUUCGUGUCCAAUAAACUCGAACACUUUCCCUGGAAAGUUGUGGAAGCUUGUGAAUGGCGGACGGUUUCAGUCCAUUGGUUGGAGCAAUGGCGGAAGCUGCAUAGCAAUAAACGGCACAACCUUCAAAAAUGAGGUUCUUUACAACGACGAAUUCAGCGUCUUCAAAACUCAGAACUUUUCUAGUUUUGUACGACAGCUCAAUCUCUAUGGGUUCCGUAAACUGGCUGCGGUGUCCUCAAAGGACAGCAUGUCCGGAGAGGACAUUCAUCACUUCCAGAAUCCGUACUUCAACCGCAAUCGACCAGAGUUGUUGGGCCACGUUCGUCGGGCAAGUAGCCGCCGUCGAGGCGGCAGCGAGAACGCCGAGAACUCCUACUACACGACAACACCGUAUCGCUUCGGUCCAGGCUGUUCUUCCAAGGGUUAUCCGCAGACUCUGUUCCACCAUCAAGGGGUCACCUAUGCUCCAAUCAAGCAUGCCUCGCACUCUGAACCUCUCCAGGAUAUCAACAAUCGUUUCAAUCCGUACUACCGACCGAACUCCUUUGGCUUCGGUCCAGCGGGCCAGCAGUGCUUCAGCCGUGGGUGGGGAGCCGGCGGAGGUGUGCAGGGGCUCACGCUGGUAGCCAACACAGCCAGCGGUUCACUCACAGCUACUUGCCCAUCAGAACCUCGGCUUGUCGAUUUCCCAUCCUUGUACAACCAACAAGGACAGCUGAGGAAAUUUGUUGUGAUACAGGAAGACAUUGGCCACGUCUUUCAGGGGUCAAAUGGAGCAGGCUUUUCACUGCCAAGAAGAGACAACCUGUUGCUGUCCAACAGCUGUGACCCUAUGAUGUGUGCUGUUCCCCAACCCAGCCCACCUCAACAGGCACCUCCUCAAACCUUCAUUCUCUCCCCACCACAAGCGCUGCAGAGCCAGGUGCUGACCCAGUACCCAGGAACAUCGGGACCAGCCUUCCAAUCUACUCCUCCACAAAUUGCUUCUUGCCAAGGGGUGCCACCUCCUGAUGAGAGAUCAUCACCGAAGGUCUACACUGAGCUAUUGCCUAUGACAUCUGCCAAGAAGUGUGAUUCGAAUCUGCUGGCCAACAAAGUGGCGACAACCCUUCCCAUCACAGCCAGUUGUGGAAGCAUCGGAGCUUUGUCUAAUAUCAACAAUAACAAAGUGCCUUCAUUGUCUGCAACUUAAGCAGUUAAAUUUCAAGAGAGUUGAAAGAUGCAAAAAUAUCCACCCUACAAGAGAUAUGUUUUUCAUCUUUGAGGAUUUAACUUGUUAACUUGUAUUUAAAUGAAUAUCAUUUUAUUUUUUUAAAAUAGUUUUAAUAUGAUUUUAAUUUUCCAACAAGGUGUUGUAAAAAAAAAUUUGAAAACAUGUAAGUAAUUAUAUUAAUUUAAAUUUCUUUAGAUUUUAUGUAACUCUUCCAAUAAUAACUAGUCAAGACCUGAAUACCGUUGCAGAGAUAUUAUUUGGACAGACUAAUUCUAGAUGACAUUUUAUGAAAAAUUAAAAAAAACAAUCAUUGCCUUUUGUUGUUUCCUCAUUAUUUAAAAAAAAAGAGUAGGCCUGAUUUAGUUUAAAAUUAGUCAUUUCAUUUGGUUUGAGUUUGGCAUGAUAUAAGUAGCAUGUAGCAUAGAUAUCUGGGACUAUUUGGAAGUAGGGAACAUAGUGACCUUGAAUAGAGACCUGACUGUAUUAAUGUAACUUCAAUGUAAUGUGGUCAUAUCUAGUCAGAUAUA